AUGUCGUUGGCGAACAUGUCGAAAGCAUUGAAAUGUGCUAAUAAUGACGACACGUGUAUGAUCAAGUAUGAGGAAGGCGACAGCGAUAGUAUUACCUUCACAUUCGCUGAUACUAAGAGGGACAAAACACAGGACGUCACAGUAAAAAUGAUGGAUAUCGAUAGCGAACAUCUGGGCAUUCCUGAGCAAGAUUAUGCCGUUGUGUGCGAAAUGCCCGCUUCAGAGUUCCAGAAGACAUGCAAGGAUUUGACCAUGUUCACAGACACACUCAAUGUUACUGCUACUAAGGCUGGUAUCGUUUUCUCUGGAAAAGGUGAUAAUGGUCAGUCGGUGAUUACCUACUCACCAAAUAGCAGUGCGGAUAGCGAGGACGAUGCGGUAACCCUGGAGGUGACAGAUCCGGUCAAUGUGAACUUUUCAAUCAAGUACAUGAAUCAGUUCACGAAAGCUUCGUCGCUGUCAAGCCGUGUUCGUAUAUCACUGAGCAACGACGUGCCCAUAGUUGUUGAAUAUAGACCUUCACAAUGCGAGGCGCAGUUGGCAAGCGCUGCACUCCUUAAGAAAAUUAUUGAAGCAAUCAAGGCUAGUAAUUCUGGUGCCCAUCAAAUAGCAUCAAAAGUUAAAAGAAAUGUUCAGGUUGGCCUUUUUGAUACCUAUCGAUGUGAUAGGACAAUAAACCUCGGAAUGUCGUUGGCGAACAUGUCGAAAGCAUUGAAAUGUGCUAAUAAUGACGACACUUGUAUGAUCAAGUAUGAGGAAGGCGACAGCGAUAGUAUUACCUUCACAUUCGCUGAUACUAAGCAGGACACAAACACGAAGAUAGAGGGAAUGAAUGAGAUUGUGUUUUCUAGAUAUCCUUUAACUGAUGAUGGGAAGUCCACCGGCCAACAAAACGGUCAUCUUCGGUUCUACUUGGCCCCGAAGAUUGAUGAAGAAGAGAACAUGGAUUAA
This is a messenger RNA of Ostertagia ostertagi, 951 nucleotides long. NCBI's taxonomy places the organism in Eukaryota, Metazoa, Nematoda, Chromadorea, Rhabditida, Trichostrongylidae. The record is from the annotation of a GenBank genome assembly.